AUGGAUACAUACAAAGAUCACUUCUCAUCAAAGGAAACUUGGGAUCAAAUUCGAAGUAGGAAGGCACAAGUGGAGUGGUGUAGUAGUGUGUGGUUUCCACAGGGUGUGCCUCGCUACUCCUUUAUACUUUGGCUAGCUGUUCUAAACAGGCUAUCAACUGGAGAUAGAAUGAGAAUGUGGGGCAUUAGGCAGGACUGUGUCUUGUGUGGAGAGCGGGAUGAAACUAGGGAUCAUUUGUUUUUUGCUUGCCCUUACUCGUAUUCAGUUUGGGAUCGAAUCGCUAGUGUGCUCAUCGGACCAGGUAUCAAUCCAGACUGGCAGGAUACAUUUACUUCUAUUCAAGGUGGAGGGCGCUGUCAACUGGAUAGUAUUCUCCUCCGCCUCGCUUUUCAGACAACAGUUUAUCAGGUCUGGACGGAGCGCAAUGCUCGGAGGCAUCACAGUGGUAGUCAGACUGUAGAACAACUCAUUAAGCUCAUUGACAAAAUGGUCAGGAACAGAAUAUCAUCGCUCCGAUACAGGUUUCCUCACAAGUUAGAAGGAUUGAUGAGAAGGUGGUUUGACGUAGUGAGAGUUUAG
Messenger RNA from Brassica rapa (field mustard), 579 nucleotides. RefSeq lists its product as uncharacterized. NCBI's taxonomy places the organism in Eukaryota, Viridiplantae, Streptophyta, Magnoliopsida, Brassicales, Brassicaceae. The record is from RefSeq and is a predicted model, not a curated record.